Pygocentrus nattereri (red-bellied piranha) is the source of this 2320-nucleotide messenger RNA. Its product is annotated as E3 SUMO-protein ligase ZBED1-like. The record is from RefSeq and is a predicted model, not a curated record. Bases 1133 to 2305 code for a protein of 390 amino acids. NCBI's taxonomy places the organism in Eukaryota, Metazoa, Chordata, Actinopteri, Characiformes, Serrasalmidae. The transcript has 2 exons. Gene Ontology annotation, molecular function: protein dimerization activity.
AGCCCUGAAAACACCAGAUCUUAGUCCAAUUAGGACAAAAAAUCAGAUUUGCUUGACUUCAGCCUGGUAAUGUGAACGUAGCCUUAAAGUGGUGUGGCUGCUGCACUCAAAGCUUCAAGUCUGUUUUUUUCCACCAUGUCAUGAAUACAAACCCUGCUCAUCAUGCUGCUUUCAAAAUGGGUUUGAAGCGGAUUAACAGAGAAAUAGUUUGUCGUGAUGGGUGGUGUUGUGCACUCAUAGUAAUAGUGACCCUACUGUUCAAACCAGUGAGCUAUGCUGAAUGGGCAAUAUGCUGUGGUCAUGUGAUCAGGCUGGCUGUAUGUUGUUGGAACCGUGGGGAGCUGUACACAGAGUGGUGUUUACACUAGGGAUGCAAAUGAUUAAUCGACUUUAGAUUAAUUGUCGAUCAAGAGGUUGCUCGAACAAAAUGUAUUAAUCGCAAUUAAUCGCUAGAGGGCGCUACUGUAGUAACUUGAACAGAGCGUAAGAACGAGAGGUGAACACGUAUCGCGAGAGAGCAGGGUUGAAAACAAAAUGAAGCGGGCGAAAAGAAGUGCGGUGUGGGACCAUUUCAACAUUGUUAAUUUAGGCAAAGAAGUCAAAUGUCCUCUGUGUAAUGCGGUAUUGAAAUACAACAGUUCCACCAGCUCACUCAGUUAUCAUUUGAACACCGUGCAUGCAGCUGUCCUGCAUGGCACCAGUGCACCUGGUCAACCUAAAAUCACAGCUACACUGGGAAGGCGAGCGUGUGAUGAGAGAAGGGUGGAGGGCAUUACAGAGAGGAUAUGCAGCAUGAUCGAGAGAGAUUUGAUGCCAAUCAACACAGUUGACGGUGCAGGAUUUCAGGUUCUCAUUGCGUUCGUAGAGCCAGGCUACAAUAUCCCUUCGAGGCCAUCAAUAACCUCCUGCCUCGAAGCUCGCUACGAAAAAAAGAAGAGUGAGCUAAAAACAAAGCUAGCUACUGCUACUGCUGUAGCCCUGACAACAGAUUGUUGGGCGGCUCUAACAACAGAAAGUUACAUGACCGUGACGUGCCACUACACUGACGAGAACUGGCAGCUAAAAUCUGCAGUGCUGAUUACGACAAACAUGUCGGAUAGACACACCGCUGACAAUUUAGCUGACAAGCUCAAUGAUGUUGUGGCGACUCUCCGGUCGCGUUACAGCGUGUGUUCACGACAACGCUAGAAACAUUGUCCAAGCAAACAACCCCACGCGAGUCAGCUGGAAAUCAGUUGCAUGUUUUGCACACACGCUAAAUCUCGCAGUCAAUGAUGGCUUUGCUGCUGCUGGGGUAAGCAGAGCAAUAGUGGCAGCGGGAAGGUUGGUGAAACAUUUCCACCACAGCACAAUCGCAACCAAAGCCCUGGAAGAAAAGCAACAGCAAAUGUCACUUCCACCGCAUCGCCUCAUUCAAUCCUGUAAAACCAGGUGGAACUCUGUCUGCGACAUGUUUCAGCGCCUAGUCGAACAGCGGUGGGCCGUGUCAGCCGUGUUAUCAGACCGGUCCGUGACAAAACUGGCAGAUGCGAGGACGCUGGAGUUGAGAGACGACUACUGGCAGCUAAUGGAAGAUAUGGCACCCGUGUUGGGAACCCUGAAGUGUGCAACUACGGUGAUGUCUACCGAGUCGGAGGUGUCAAUCUCAAACACUUACCCAAUCACGUUCAGUCAAAUGAACAAUCACCUUGGCGCUGCAGAUGGGGACAGCCACAAAGUCGCAGAGUUCAAGGAAAGAGUGCGAGAUUCGCUGGGCGAGCGCAUGAAGAUUAAGUCUGAUGACCUCGACUCAUCCACCCCUAUGGUCGCAACUAUGCUUGACCCUCGCCACAAACACCUGGAAUUUCUACCUCCAGCUACCAGGAGGUCAGCUCAUUCCAAACUGCUUGAACUGGCUACAGCUGAACGCGACAGCGUCACAGCAACAGGUGCCGCCACCGCUGGAGAGGACGGGAACACUGUCCAGUCAGCAGCGCCUCAGCGACAUGGGGCUACAUCUGCUAUGAGUUUACUCCUGGGUGAAACCUAUUCCAAUGCCCGCAAAGGUGGCGUGGAGAGCGAAGUCGACAUGUACUUAAAGGACCCUCCUGCACUUCUUGAGUCGAACCCCACAUUCUGGUGGAAAGUGAAUGAAGGGAGGUUUCCGAAGCUGGCAAAACUAGCAAAACGGUAUUUGUGUACGCCAGGCACAUCAGUCCCAUCUGAGCGUGUAUUUUCAGCAGCUGGCCUCACUGUAAAUAGACUGCGCACACGCCUUACCCCUGACCACGUUAACAUGCUCAUUUUCUUGAACAAAAAUAUAUAGGUCCAGUUGUGAUAU